GGCACGCGGCCACGGGCUCGCGAAGAAACACACACUGUGGUUGUGCGGGUUUGUGUGUGCGUGCAGAAGGGGAAAUUACGGCUAUUGGACAUUGGUCGCUUGCCACCCAGGACAACGAGCUCGUUCGGAGCGCAGCCAUGCGAGAGGCCCUCGGACGCGGUUAGCGUCGCGUUUCUGCUCCGUCGUCGCGGCGGUCUGUCAUCGCGCGUUUGUGCGGCGUGCCCUUGGCGAUGACGGCGGUGGAGAGUGUGGCUGCGGCCGUCUACCAGCAGCCGUCGCCACCAGGCCAGCUCCUGAACUUGGUCUACCUUACCCUCGCCGAUCAGACGCUGCACACCGUCGAUCAGGUCAAGUACAGCAUGCCACCGAUGAUGGCCCCUUCCGCAUACUCCGGCGAAAGCUACUGCGGCGCGUACACUACGGCCAGAUACUCAAAUGAAUACUCCGACGGCUACUACACGGAAUAUUCCCCCCGAGGAACGUUCACUGAGCUGACAGAACGAUUCUCUGAGCUCAUCCUCGGGGGAGGAGGUGACCCCAGAGCUGCGAGACAGCCUCCUCCACCAGAAUACCUUUGCCAUUUGUGUUUUUGCAAGGGGCACUACAUCAAGGACUGUCCACAGGCACGUCCGAAAGGAGAAGGCCUUACGCCGUACCAGGGCAAGAAGCGUUGCUUCGGCGAGUACAAGUGUCCCAAGUGCAAGCGGAAGUGGAUGAGUGGCAAUAGUUGGGCCAACAUGGGACAGGAAUGUAUUAAGUGCCACCUCAACGUUUAUCCGCACAAGCAGGGCUCCUUCUGCGCCAUCACUUAA
This is a messenger RNA of Rhipicephalus microplus (southern cattle tick), 812 nucleotides long. Its product is annotated as zinc finger CCHC domain-containing protein 24. The record is from RefSeq and is a predicted model, not a curated record. Lineage: Eukaryota; Metazoa; Arthropoda; Arachnida; Ixodida; Ixodidae.